Helianthus annuus (common sunflower) is the source of this 984-nucleotide messenger RNA. RefSeq lists its product as uncharacterized. Lineage: Eukaryota; Viridiplantae; Streptophyta; Magnoliopsida; Asterales; Asteraceae. Bases 269 to 727 code for a protein of 152 amino acids. The transcript is spliced from 6 exons. The record is from RefSeq and is a predicted model, not a curated record.
CUUUCUUUCAUGUUUUAAAUUUUUAUAAAUAAUCCCACAAUCUCUUUAAAAUAUAAAUAAUCCCUUUAAAUUUUUCAUAUCCCGCUCCUAAUUCCCCCAAUCUUUGACUCUGCCCUAGAUAGGCGAAUGGGCGAUUCCCCAAUCGUUCCUCCGCAUCACCGAAGAUUCACCAGUUGUUCUGCAUAAAACCUAGAUCAAUGACUCCUUAAUCGUUCCUCUAACCAAUUUCUGUCACACUUUUGCUGUAUCAUGGCACGUAGUACAGCAGAUGCCGGCAGAUGUCGUGGUUUUGUGGCAGGAGGCGGCAGAGGGCAAGGAGGCAGCAGGGGGCAAGGUGUGGUCACUGAAGAGAACAUGGCAGCAACAAGAGAACUGGGCAACAACAAGAGAACAGGGCAGCAACAAGGAGGCGGCAGGGGGUAAGGUGUGGUCACUGAAAAGAACAUGGCAGCAACAAGAGAACUGGGCAGCAACAAGAGAACAGGGCAGCAACAAGGCAGUUUUGCGAAGAAAAAACUAUCUGGAGGCAGUGUUACCAAACUUUCUGUUAGUUCUGUUCCAAACUAAAGAGGAUGUAAAAUAUGAGGGAUAUCUUUUGGAGAAGUAUGGGGAGGAAAGUAGCCAGCACCGAGAACUUGACAAAGAAUUGUGGUACCGAGCUUCAGGGGGAAAGAAGAGAGGUAAAGUAUAUGGGUUAAGCAAUCUUAAGAAUGAUUUUAACGUUUAGCAUCAUGGCAAACAAGCCCAAGAGAUCGAAAGGUUGAACGUGAUUAUUGCGGGAUUGGUGGUGGAAAAAGAGAAAGAUAAGGCGGAGAAAGAGGCUAUGAAUGAAAGGAUGGCAAACAUUGAAGCGAUGCUAAAAGCUAGGUUUCAAAACGUAUAAUCAUCGACUUAUGUUUCAAAACGUAUAAACACUUUGUUUUGAAUAUGUAUUUUGUUAUGAGAACUUUGGUAUUUGAUGUUUCAAGUGGGAUGUUUUAUAUA